AUGGCAGACACUGUGGUCAAUCAUCCUGGGGGACAAAACUUGGAUCCUAAAUACCAAGAUCUGACCAGGGGAGAACAAAACAUGGAAGCAGCCAAUUCACACUGUCAGAAUUUACAUGGAGAUUGUAUGCCUAUCGAAAAAUCAAAAUCAACUGCAAAAAGCACGAGUGUGGAAAUGCUGGACAAAGGAUACUUGCAGUACGGGUGUGCACAUUAUCGUAGAAGAUGCUGCAUUAGAGCUCCUUGCUGCAAUGAGGUUUUUGACUGCCGUCAUUGUCACAAUGAAGCAAAGAAUAAUAUCAAAGUUGAUCAGAAGUGUAGACAUGAAAUUCCCCGACAUAGAGUCCAGCAGGUAGACUUUUGUUGCUUGUUCAGAUUUCCGAUCAUUUGGUUCACAGCUGCUCCAUUGUUGUAUGUUCACAAUGUAACACUGAACAAGAGGUUCGCCAAGUCUGUAUCAACUGUGGCGUGUGUAUGGGAAGAUAUUUCUGCGAGACUUGCAAGCUGUUUGAUGAUGAUACAUCAAAGAAUCAAUAUCACUGUGAUGGUUGCGGAAUAUGCAGGAUCUUCUAGUGAGAAUCAUAUCAAUAGCGUGAAGAAUGGCGAAGAUGACAGUAAAGCUUUAGGAUAUUUAAUGGGAAAUCUUAUUGUUAUUGUUACAGAGCUUUCAUUGUUACUUAAUGAAUCUUUUGUUGCAGAAUUGGUGGAAGGGAGAAUUUCUUCCAUUGUGAUAAAUGCAGUAAGUCACAAUUUCGAACCGCUCUAUAGAAAUCUAGACUUGAUGAUGUAUUAUCUUGAGCUAAUUGUACUGUGGGUAUUCCAUCCAGGAUGCUGCUACUCUAUUCUAUUAAAGAAUAGCCACCCAUGCGUGGAAGGAGCAAUGCACCAUGAUUGCCCCGUCUGCUUUGAGUAUCUGUUUGAGUCGAGAAAUGACGUGACUGUUAUGCCUUGUGGACAUACUAUUCAUAAGAGCUGCUUGAAAGAGAUGCAGGAGCAUUACCAGUAUGCUUGUCCUCUUUGCUCCAAGUCAGUAUGUGAUAUGUCCAAGGUAUGGGAGAGAUUUGAUAUGGAGAUAGCAGCUACGCUCAUGCCUGAACCUUACCAAAAUAUGAGGGUCUGGAUUCUGUGCAAUGACUGCGAAACGACAUCAGAAGUGCCGUUUCAUGUAGUAGCUCAGAAGUGCCCCCGCUGCAAGUCUUACAACACUCGUCGCACUAGAGGAAGAUAA
Thlaspi arvense is the source of this 1227-nucleotide messenger RNA. Lineage: Eukaryota; Viridiplantae; Streptophyta; Magnoliopsida; Brassicales; Brassicaceae. The record is from the annotation of a GenBank genome assembly.